Symbiodinium necroappetens is the source of this 644-nucleotide messenger RNA. Lineage: Eukaryota; Dinophyceae; Suessiales; Symbiodiniaceae. The record is from the annotation of a GenBank genome assembly.
AUGCCAUGGCAGCGGCGGCUCGCAAAACGCAGGACAGCCACAUCUAGAGGCAAGAUCCGCGGCGCUGCAGCCUUGACGGCGUGGAGGUUGCUUACUAGCGUGGAUGUGGUUUCAGCCCAGGAUGUCGGACACAUUUGGCUGUCCCUGGUGGAUGGGGCUGAGUGCGAUGUCGCUAUCUCGUGGAGCAUCCCUGAUGGCAACCGGAGCGAGCUCAACCGUCUGAGCCAGGUGACCUAUGCGCGCAGCAGCGCCGACUUGGCGGAAGGCCCGUCGCUCAAUAUGACCGGGAACGUUUCCGGCCCGUGGCAUGGACGACGAUGGGUGCAAGCGGUGUUGCACGGCCUCGAGCAGGAUCUGGCUUAUCGGAUCGGGGGCGCUGGUGGCUUUGGACCCAUCGAGACCCGAUUGCCGUCCUGCCGCUGGACAGGUCAGUCAGUGCCCUCAACUGAGCCUGCCACUGCCAGUGCUGCAGGCCCUUUGCGGUUGGCGGUGCUCGGAGAUCUUGGCUUCAGGGACAGUGGCGCCACUGACCAGAUCCUCGCAAGGAUUCAAAACUCGACACCGGAUGCUGUGAUUCAGCUGGGUGAUUUGACCUGGGAUCUUUCCCAACAGGGGAGCACGACUGCCAGCGAUUUCUGGAGCAA